AUGUACUUCCUGCACCAGCUCAAGAAGCUCAACCUGUCUGGAACUGCUGAUCCACAUCUACACAACCAGGAUUCAGUCUGCUCUCUGCACAUCAAACACUACACCAAGAAGCUCCAUGAGGAUGAAGAAACACAGAUACACAGAGAGACGAAGAGCAAAGAUUCAGAACAGGAGUGUUUGAUGGAAAGAGAAACAGGUCGAGAGAAACUCACAGCAAAAACUGAAACAGUGAAGAAUCAGAACAAGUGGGACAUUUCAACUCUGGCAGCGAGCGGGCUUGUGCGUGAGACUACAGAGAAUGACUGCAGCAGUUUCACGGGAUCGCGCCAGUUACACAGAAGCCGCUGCCAUGGUUACCUGUCUGUUGAUGAGGAGCGCAGAGCGAUCCCGCGGAUCAAAGCCCAUCAGUGUCUGAACUGUAGAUCUCUUGUCUCUCCAGUGAUAAAUGUGCUGCUGUUGUUGCCUGCACAAGUUCAGUACAGCUGUUCUCUCAGAGCUGAUGCAACUUUUCCGCAUAUCAUUCCAUCCCGGCUGCAGUUCUUUGAAUAUGAGUCUGUCUCUGUAAACUGUGAGGGCUCUUUAAAUGAUCUGACUGAAUGGAGAGUGUUUAGGAGAAUCAAAGGAAGAAAUAUUACAUGUAACAAUAAAUGGGAGAUAACAGGAUCCUGCAACAUUACAAAUGCUUUUUCAAGUGACACUGGAGAGUACUGGUGUGAUGCUAAGGAAAAGAAAAGCAACAUCGUCAGAAUUGUAGUGACAGCUGGGCCUGUGAUCCUGGAGAGUCCCGUGCUUCCUGUGAUGGAGGGAGAAGCUGUGACCCUGAGUUGCAGACAAAAGAAAAUGUCCAGCCUUGAUGCUCAUUUCUAUAAAGAUGGCCUCCUCAUCGGGAACAGCUCUACAGGAGAGAUGACCAUCAAUGUUUCCAAGUCUGAUGAAGGACUCUACAAGUGUGACAUCUUUGGAGCUGGAGAAUCGCCAGAGAGCCGGCUGGCUGUCAGAGCAAACCAAGAACAGACUUAUUUUUCUCCUCAUGUCUUCAACCUGCUUUGGAUAGUUGUCCCUGUUGUACUCGUGACUUUUCUACUUUUGGUAGUGGGGCUUUGCUCCAUGAAGCACAAAGGAAGUGCUUCAACCUCUCCUCCCUCAUUUGCAAAGCCUUCUCCUCCACAAACAGGGUUUGUUGAUAGUGGGGCUUGGGACCCAAUCUCGGAGUGUGGGGAUGAUGAAGACAUCUCAUCGCUGAUUUCUCAUCAGGUUGCCCUGGUUCCCCAGCACCUGACGUGCGCCUUGUUGAUCCAGGCGACGUUCGAGCUGGUGUGA
Molecule: messenger RNA, 1320 nt
Organism: Micropterus salmoides (largemouth bass)
Lineage: Eukaryota; Metazoa; Chordata; Actinopteri; Centrarchiformes; Centrarchidae
Exons: 9
Coding region: 1-1320 (439 amino acids)
Biological process (GO): cell surface receptor signaling pathway
Molecular function (GO): transmembrane signaling receptor activity
Source: RefSeq, a predicted model, not a curated record